Molecule: messenger RNA, 948 nt
Organism: Amaranthus tricolor (Joseph's coat)
Lineage: Eukaryota; Viridiplantae; Streptophyta; Magnoliopsida; Caryophyllales; Amaranthaceae
Exons: 2
Coding region: 1-948 (315 amino acids)
Biological process (GO): root development; shoot system development
Source: RefSeq, a predicted model, not a curated record
AUGGCAGAAACACCCAAGACCAAGAUCUCUACAUCAUCACAUGUUCGUUCUAACAGUUUUCCCACUACAUCAAACUCUCUGCACUUGAGCUUCCACCAGGAUUUGUUGCCCAACUUAAUAACUAUCUUGAAACAUAAAGAAUUUUCGACUCCUUCGACAUCAUUUGUAUGUCGAAAAUUGCGUGACAUUAACGAUUUGUACGAAAGCAUCGACAACUCUAUUAAAUGCCAUUCGAUACAUCAAGCUCUCUUGAACGAGACACAUCGAAAUGGUGUCGAAGAGAUUCUAGAAGGAUCUAUCAACUUAUUGGAUGUUUGUUCAUUCAUUAAAGAUAAUGUUUUAUCCUCGAUGAAGGAAUCAAUUGUAGAGCUUCGAUCUUACCUUCGAAGGAAUAAAAUUGGUGGUAACGAGAAAUGUAUUGAUGCUUAUUUGUUGUCGAGGAGGAAAAUCCAAAAAAUGGCUAACAAAUAUGGUAAAAAUUUGCAAGCAAUAAAGAUGAAUUUGAAGAAUGGUGAAAAUAGUACAAUACAUUGUUUGGACAUGUUGAAAGAUGUUGAAGCAUUAUGUUUGUCAAGUUUGGGGUUGGUUUUAGGUUGUUUUUUUGGUAAAAAGAAUGAUCAAAAUGGUUGGUUCAUAGAAACAAUAGGAAAAUUAAUGACCCACAAAAAUUUGUAUUGGAACAAGUCAUCACAAGGAAAUCAUGUUAAUGAGCUAGAGAAGAUAGAUCCAUUAAUUUUCCAACUAGAAAACAAUAAGAAAUAUUUAGAUGUUAAAUUAGUUCAAGAUUUAGCAAAACAAUUAGAACAAUUGCAAUUGGCCAUAGGCAUCACAGUGAAGUAUGGCAAACCAAAGCAAUCAAUUCACACUCCCCUUACCUUUCAACCUCUUCAAAGAGGAUACCUCUGGUGCGCGUCCUUUUCGAUUCCUGAAUUACAUGGCAAAUCAUGA